GCGCGCGGUGCCGCACGGGCAUGAAGCGUGCACACCCGCCGGUCUACGGACGUGUGGACGAGCACGUGCGCGCUCCCGCGCCUGCACGCACCGCUCGCGCUGAUUGGCGGUUACCGUUGCCGGGUGCAACAGCAAGAGGAGGAGGAGGAAGAAGGGGGGGGAGACGGCGGGGGAAAGGCCGCUUGCCGUUAUUCGCAGGGGGUGGUAGAAUGGCUGCAGCAGCGGAAUUGAAUAAAUUUUUACUGGGACACAAUGGAGUUUCAAGUCCAAGUCAGAAUAUCGGGAUGGACCCUGCACAUGCAUGUAGCAUUCUGCAGCAGCUUAAAUGUAUGUACGAUGAGCAGCAGCUGACUGACAUUGUGGUGGAGGUAGAUCAUGGAAAAACGUUUUCCUGUCACCGAAAUGUACUCGCUGCAAUUAGUCCUUACUUUAGGUCUAUGUUCACAAGUGGCCUUACAGAGAGCACACAGAAAAAAGUGCGAAUUGUGGGAGUGGAAGAUGAUGCGAUGCGGCUUGUAUUGGACUAUGCAUAUACAUCUCGAGUAUCACUGACAGAGGUUAAUGUACAGGCUCUCUUCACAGCUGCAAGUCUCUUCCAGAUCCCAUUGUUGCAGGACCAAUGUGCCCAGUAUAUGAUCAGCCGACUGGAUCCACAGAACUCCAUUGGGGUUUUUAUGUUUGCUGAUGCUUAUGGACACCAAGAAUUGAAGGAGAAAGCUCAAGAUUAUAUUAGAAAGAAAAUUUUAUGUGUUGCCAAAGAGCAGGAGUUCCUCCAUUUGACUAAAGACCAGCUCACAAGCAUUCUAAACAGUGAUGACCUAAAUGUGGAAAAGGAAGAAUGUGUUUAUGAAAGCAUAAUUCAGUGGCUUGAGCAUAACAGAGACAAAAGGGAGCCACAUCUUGCAGACAUUUUUGCCAAAUGUGUACGUGUACCUCUGAUGGAAAAGACUUUUUUACAAAAAAUCCCUUGCACUUUUGCACAGGCUAUGGCUAGAAACUCCUCAGAACAUGGAACCAGUGACGGGGCUGAUAGCUGUAGACCAAGACUUGGUAUGACUGCUUCACAGAUGAUUAUCUGCUUUGAGGCUGCCAACAAACACUCAGGAAAGAAACAAACUGUGCCUUGUUUAGAUACUGUCACAGGAGAAGUCUUCAAAUUAUGCAAGCCUCCUAAUGAUUUAAGGGAGGUGGGAAUCUUGGUGUCACCUGAUAAUGAUAUUUAUAUUGCAGGAGGUUACAGACCAAGUAACAGUGAUGUAUCUAUAGAUCAUAAAGCAGAGAGUGAUUUCUGGAUGCAUGACCAUGCAGCAAACAGGUGGUUACCCAGAGCUCCAUUACUGAGGGCACGAAUUGGGUGCAAACUAGUUUAUUGUUGUAGCAAAACUUAUGCAAUUGGAGGUCGGGUGUAUGAAGGUGAUGGACGGAAUGCUCUAAAAUCAGUGGAGUGCUAUGAUGCCAGAGACAAUUGCUGGAUAGCUGUUUGUCCAAUGCCUGUUGCAAUGGAGUUUCAUGUUGCUGUGGAGUAUCAGGAUAAUAUCUAUGUACUGCAAGGUGAGUUUUUUCUGUGCUACAAUCCUCUCAAAGACUACUGGGGCUGUUUGACACCGAUGAGUGUGCCUAGAUCCCAGGGGCUGUCAGCUGUCUGCAAAGGUUCCAUCUACUAUGUAGCUGGAAUUUGUAAAGCACAUCAAAGAAUGCUUACAGUGGAGAGUUAUGACAUCCAACUUAAUAAAUGGGUGCAAAAGAAGGACCUUCCUCUGGAUCAAUCGACAAACCCCUACAUUAAACUUUUCUUGCUUCUUGACAAACUGCAUCUUUUUGUGCGAGCAACGCAAGUGGUAGUAGAGGAACACGUUUUCCGUACUAGUCGAAAGAAUUCUUUAUACCAAUAUGAUGAAGAAUCUGAUGAGUGGAAGAAAGUAUACGAGUCACCAGACAAGCUAUGGGACCUUGGCCGCCAUUUUGAAUGUGUUGUUGCCAAACUCUAUCCACAGUGUCUUCAAAAAGUGUUUUGAUUUUCUUGCAAUUUGCAUGAACUAUUAGUGUGACAUGGGCUAACAGUAUUUUGUGUAAUCAAAAUGGCUGUUUUAAAAGCACUAAGGAAAACGGAUAGGUGCUUUUGAAAGUAGCAGUGUUUGAACUUGUUCAGAAGUUUAGUUUUAUAAUCAAAUUUUACUAACUUUUCACUGGUGCUGGGGAAUAUAAAAGUGCAAUUACUUACAUGAAUUAUAGCUUAUUUUUAUUUUUAGCUCGCUCAUUCAAUGGCAUUUCUUGAAUCAGAUUGCAGUUGUCCAUUGCCUGGCAAUCUUAAAACUAUGCAGACUAGCAGGCAAAAUUCAGCUUGGAAGUAAGAAAUUGUUUUGCCCAAUGUUAUGGAAAAACUAAAGCCUUUAAUGAUACAUACGGGUAUAAAUUUGUUCAAAGUUAAUAGCAUCUGUAUUUUUUAAGUGUCUGUAUUUGAGAAUUGACCAUUUUACAUUUAAUGACCUGAUUCAAAUGUGAAGAUAUUUUAAUGGCUAGAUCUUGAUGGGGAAACAAGUGAAUUGAAUGGUUUCUUCAUCACCUAGAGUAACCAACUGAAGUGUUGUACCAGGGUCAAGCCUUGAAAUUAAAACAUACUGCAUAGAAUAAUAGUUAUGUAAAACUGUUUCACUUCGCCCCUCCAUUAAAUCCCUUCAUUGCUUUAAAUUACACAGCUUUGAAAGUUAGAAAAUGUGCAAUUAACAAGGGCAAGCCUUUAAACCGUUUAGGAAGCUGAUGUAACUAUUUAGAGGUACAUGUACCUACUGUUGUAACAGAGAAUAUUGUUUUAGUGUGGAACAGAAUGGGGAAAAGACCAACUUUUUAUACAAAAAUGGCUUCUGGUAGUAUUGAGAUUGUUCCGCGGUACUGCAGAGAAACUAGAAUCUUACCAAGUUAAAAAUCACACAACACCAGGUUAUAGUCCAAUAGGUUUAAUUGG
Molecule: messenger RNA, 2962 nt
Organism: Chiloscyllium plagiosum (whitespotted bambooshark)
Lineage: Eukaryota; Metazoa; Chordata; Chondrichthyes; Orectolobiformes; Hemiscylliidae
Gene: kbtbd8
Product: kelch repeat and BTB (POZ) domain containing 8
Molecular function (GO): protein binding
Source: RefSeq, a predicted model, not a curated record